Naegleria fowleri is the source of this 630-nucleotide messenger RNA. RefSeq lists its product as uncharacterized. The record is from RefSeq and is a predicted model, not a curated record. The coding region runs from base 1 to 630 and encodes 209 amino acids. The transcript has a single exon. NCBI's taxonomy places the organism in Eukaryota, Heterolobosea, Eutetramitea, Acrasida, Naegleriidae.
AUGGACCUUCUUUUAUCCUCCUCCCCAUCGACAAUUACAACAAUCACUGCUUGUGAAAUUGGUCACAACAAUAAUGAUGAUGAACUCUUUCAUACCUUGUUGGAAGCAGGAAUGAAACGAAAACCUUUAGAACCAAGUUUCUAUGAGGAAGAUGAUUUUGAAAAGGAAAGGGUCCAUGGUUCGAACGAUGUCGGUGUUGUUGUUGUUGUUAAUCCUACGACGAAUGAAGAAGACUCUCCUUCACCCAUUCGAUGGAUGCCUCUCACUCUUCUUCUCUCUGAUUGGAAUCCUAAAAAGGAAAUUGAAAAACAAGAAGAAGGGGAUAGGAAGAAGAAGGAAUGGAAUUUUGGUAUUCUUCCUCAUGUUCCAUCCAGUGUUGUUUCAGAUCACUCCCAACAACAAGAUGAGUAUUUGAUUGUGGAUUCAUUCAUUCCAUUGGAUUGUGGAAUUGAGGAAACAAAUAACAGACAAGAGAAGCAAUUAUUUGUUCCAACAAGAGUCAAGACGAUGAAGAAUCGACCACUCAUCAUGAAUAACAAGGGAUCAUCACUGAUUCAGAAACCUAAAAAGAUGUUGCGAUCAUUGGAAAUUCCAAAGAAAUCCUUUCUACGACUUGAUGUUCGAAAAUAA